AUGCACGUCAAGGCCAGGUCAAACCGGCAAGCGAAACCGUUUGUCGCCGACAUCCGGCAGCCGUCCGAGGAGUCCGACGUCGGCGGCAAGGGGCGGCGGCUGUACGAGUUGACGGCCAUGGGCGCUUCGGUGCCGAACGGCUUCACGGUCACGGCCGCAGCCUUCUCCGACUUCCUGCAGGCGACGCAACUCCAUGACGCCAUCGGUGACAGACUGGCGCGCGUUGACGUAAGCGACGAAGCGGCCAUCCGCGCCGGUUCGGCCGACAUUGUCGCGAUGAUCGCCGAUGCCAGUCUGCCCGGCCAUCUGGCGCAGCUCAUCUGCGAUGCCUAUGACGCUCUAUGUUUUCAGUCGGGCACGCUUCGCCUCAAGGUCGCCGUGCGAUCGUCCGCCAUUGGCGAAGAUGCCAAGGAUGCCAGCUUUGCCGGCCAGUUCGAGACCUAUUUGGGCGUCGCAGGCCACGAGGCCCUGCUGAACCACGUAAAGAAGGUCUGGGCCAGCCUGUUCAACGAACGCGCGAUCCUUUACCGGCUGAAGAAGGGCCUUCGCCAUGACGCGCCGAUGGCGGUUGUGGUGCUGGAACUGGCGGAUGCGCGCUCUGCGGGCGUCGCCUUUUCGGUCGAUCCGCUGACCGGCAAACGCGACCGCAUCACGAUCGAGGGCAAUUGGGGCUUUGGCGAAUCGGUCGUCCAGGGCGUGGUCACGCCGGACCGUGCGGCUGUCGACAAGGCGGACUUGCGCAUCCUCGACUAUGUGACCGCCGACAAGACGAUUGUCUCGGUCUUUGAUCCGCAGACCCGGCUGGUUGUCGAAGAGCCGGCACCCGCCCGAUUCCGAAAAGCCCGCGUGCUCGGCGACCAUGAGGUCGACACCAUCGCCCGCGCGGUGCGUGACGUCGAAAAGCAAAUGGGCGAGCCGGUGGAUGUCGAAUGGGUCAUCCCCCGCCACUGGCGUCCCGGCGAACCGCCGGUCCUCGUCCAGGUCAGGCCGGUGACCACGCUUGAGGCCGAGGCGCCCGCCCCGGCCUGGAACAAUCUGGAUUAUGCGACGAAAUACGGCGCCGGCUCUGCGGGCGCGGUUCUGGCGUCCCGCUUGUCGGAAGACCCCCGCUCGACUGUCUGUCUCAUCGAAGCCGGGCCGAAAGACACCCAUCCGUUCAUCGCCAUGCCGCUCGGCCUGAUAUGGCUGGCCAAGAAUACCCGCCAUAACUGGCUCUACGCAUCGGCGCCGCAAGAGGGUCUCGGAGGCCGCUCGGUCUCGAUCCCGCGCGGCCGGGUUCUGGGCGGUUCGUCGGCCAUCAACGGCAUGAUCUACAUUCGCGGCCAGCGCGAGGAUUAUGACCGUUGGGCCGAGGCCGGCUGUACCGGUUGGGACUAUGAGUCGGUUCUGCCCUAUUUCAUCAAGUCGGAGAACAAUCGGGCGCCGGAUCUCAACGGCGUCCAUCACGGCAAGUCCGGCCCCCUGUCGGUCACCGAUCUCGCUGAUCCAAACCCGAUGGACACGGUGUUCAUCGAGGCUGCGGGCCAGUUGCAGUUCCGCCCAAAUCGCGACUUCAACGGCGCCGGCCAGGAAGGCGUCGGCAUCUAUCAGGUGACGCAAGACGGCGGACGGCGCCAUUCGACAGCGCACGCGUUUCUCGAGCCGGCGCGCGGCCGCGCCAAUCUGCGCGUCGUCACCAGCAGCCAGGUGGCCGCGCUCGAAUGGUCCAACGAUCGGGUCGCGGGCGUGCGCGUGCGCGACGGCGAUGGCAAUGAGCGUGCGAUUGGGGCAGAUCGUGAAGUAAUCCUUUCGGCCGGGGCCAUCGGCUCGCCGGAAAUCCUCAUGCGUUCGGGCAUCGGCCCCGGCGCCGACCUGACGGCCGCAGGCAUCGCGGUCAAGCAUGACCUGCCCGGCGUCGGCGCCAAUCUGCACGACCAUGUCGAUUGCUUGGUCAUCUGCAAGAGCCGGAGCCGAACGCCCUAUGGCCUGUCUGCCGGCGCGGCGCCCAAGCUGUUCUAUGAAGGGUUGCGCUAUCUCGCCGCGCGGCGCGGCAUGCUGGCCUCCAACAUGGUCGAAGCCGGCGGCUUCGUCCGGUCGCAGCCGGACGUCGAGCGUCCCGACAUCCAGUUCCAUUUCAUUCCAGGCCGCAAGAGCCAUCGCGGCCGGAUGCUGGAGUACGGCCAUGGCGUGUCGCUGCACACCGGCGUUCUGCGUCCCAAGAGCCGUGGCGCCGUGACGCUGAACGCAGCGGACCCAUCGGCGCGGCCGGUCAUCGACUUGGGGCUGCUGCGCGAGGAAGACGACAUGCAACUGCUGAUGCGCGGCGUCAAGAUCGCCCGCGACAUCCUCAGGCAGCAGCCGUUCGCGCCGCACGGGCUCAGCGAAAUCCUGCCCGGAGAUGGCGUGACCAACGAUGCAGAGCUGACCGCCUUCAUCCGGGAGCAUGCGCGUUCGGUCUAUCACCCAGUCGGCACCUGCGCGAUGGGCACCGGCCCGCGUGCGGUGGUUGACCCGCGAUUGAAGGUGCGCGGCGUCGAGGGCCUCCGCAUCGUCGACGCCUCGAUCAUGCCCGAGAUCGUUUCGGGCAACACCAACGCACCCACCAUCAUGAUCGCCGAAAAGGCAGCCGACAUGAUCCGGCAGGACGCCGCGACACGACACUGA
This is a messenger RNA of Effrenium voratum, 2643 nucleotides long. NCBI's taxonomy places the organism in Eukaryota, Dinophyceae, Suessiales, Symbiodiniaceae. The record is from the annotation of a GenBank genome assembly.